This is a messenger RNA of Nerophis lumbriciformis (worm pipefish), 3735 nucleotides long. Lineage: Eukaryota; Metazoa; Chordata; Actinopteri; Syngnathiformes; Syngnathidae. The record is from RefSeq and is a predicted model, not a curated record.
AUGCAGGCAGAUUCCCAACACUGCGUGUGGUACGGCGAGUGUGCCCAGUUUGGAAAGAAAUACAACUGUAACUACACUGGCGCUCCGAUUUCUCUGGACCCAGAAGGCUAUGAACUUAUUACAGAACUGUGCCCUGGUUAUAAUUAUGGAACCCGGAAACUGUGCUGCGAUGUGAACCAGUUGCGUACCCUCAAAGGGAGUCUCCAGCUGCCCCUGCAGUUCUUGUCCCGGUGUCCAUCGUGUUUCAGCAACUUGAUGAACCUCUUCUGCGAGCUGACGUGCAGCCCGCAUCAGAGUCAAUUCAUGAAUGCCACCAAAUUCAACAGCUCCAGCGUGGUAGAAGUUCAGUACUACAUCGGACAAACAUAUGCUAACGCCAUGUACAACGCCUGCAGAGACGUACAAGCGCCGUCCAGCAACGUGAAGGCCUUGUCGUUGCUGUGCGGCAGGGCUGCCAAGGACUGCAAUGCCACCAACUGGAUCCAGUACAUGUUUAACAUAGACAAUGGACAGACUCCAUUUCCUAUAAUACCAAUAUUCUCAGAUGUUCCGGUAUCUGGCUACAUACCCAUGAACAACAAGACGUAUGAUUGCUCCGAAGGCCUGGAUGAUGGUUCAGGUCCUUGCUCCUGCCAGGAUUGCACCAAAACCUGUGGGCCCAAGCCUGUCCCACCACCAAUCCCCCCUCCAUGGACCAUUAUUGGAAUGGACGCGAUGACCGUCAUCAUGUGGAUCUCUUACAUUGCAUUUCUGUUCGUGUUUAUUGGCACAGUGCUCGCAGCAUGGUGUUACAGGAAAAGGACGAUCAUGUCGGAGUACGGGCCCAUAUUGGAUAGCAAUAACCCCUUAUCUCUCAACAGUGACAAUCCUGAAGCAGUAAACGCGUCAUGCUGCGAGACGCUCGGCGAGCGUUUCGAGAACUCGCUGCGGGUGACCUUUAGUUCGUGGGGCUCGUUCUGCGUGCGCUACCCAGGUCUGGUCAUUCUGGCCAGCGUGCUCUUGGUGUCGGCCUCAUCAGCCGGUCUGGUCUACAUGCGCAUCACCACCGACCCCGUGGAGCUGUGGUCGUCGCCCGGCAGCCGGGCGAGACAGGAGAAGGACUACUUCGACAGCCACUUUGGGCCUUUUUACAGGACAGCUCAGCUUAUCAUUACCACGCCGCUCAACGAGACCUUUAUCUACCAACCCUACUUCGGAGGGUCCGAUGUCCCCUUUGGUGCCAUCUUGGAUAAGGGUAUCCUACAUCAGGUGCUCGAUUUGCAGCUUGCCAUUGAGGCACUCGUCGCCCAAUAUGAUGGCCAAAAUAUUACGCUGAAGGACAUCUGCCUGGCCCCGCUGGCCCCCUACAACAACCACUGCACCAUCUUGAGCAUCCUCAACUACUUUCAAAAUAGCCAUGAGGUGCUGGAUCACUGGCAAGGCGAUGACUUUUGGACCUACGCUGACUUUCACAGCCACUUCCUCUACUGUGUCAGCGCACCAGCAUCCCUCAAUGACACGACGGCCUUGCACGAUCCAUGUCUUGGCACUUUUGGAGGGCCCAUCUUCCCGUGGCUGGCCCUGGGUGGCUAUGACUCCACCAACUACAACAAUGCGACCGCGCUUGUCAUCACCUUCCCGAUUAACAACUACCUUAAUGACACUGUCAAGUUGGGUAAAGCUCUUGCAUGGGAAAAAGAAUUCAUUCGUUUCAUGAAAGAAUUCAAGAACCCCAAUCUGACCAUCGCCUUCAGCGCUGAGAGGAGCGUCGAGGACGAAAUCAACCGAGAGAGCAACAGCGAUAUCAGCACCGUCGUCCUUAGCUAUGCCAUCAUGUUUGUCUACAUCUCUCUAGCAUUAGGACACAUUAACAGCUGCAGGAGACUGCUGGUUGACUCCAAGAUUUCUCUGGGCAUAGCGGGCAUCCUGAUCGUGCUAAGCUCGGUGGCAUCCUCGCUAGGCAUCUUCAGCUAUUUUGGCAUCCCCCUCACCCUAAUCGUCAUUGAGGUCAUCCCCUUCCUGGUGCUGGCUGUCGGUGUGGACAACAUUUUCAUUAUUGUGCAGACGUACCAGAGGGAUGAGCGGAUGCCUCAGGAGGAACUUCACCAACAGAUUGGACGCAUCCUCGGAGAUGUCGCACCUAGCAUGUUCCUGUCGUCCUUUUCUGAGACUGUGGCCUUCUUCCUUGGAGCGCUGUCCAACAUGCCUGCAGUCAGGACCUUCUCCCUCUUUGCUGGCUUAGCUGUUUUUAUUGAUUUCCUGUUGCAGAUCAGCUGCUUUGUCAGCCUAUUGGGUUUAGACCUGAAGAGGCAGGAAGCGAACCGCUUGGAUAUCAUCUGCUGCGCAAAGUUGCCCGAAGGUCAGGAAGAAAAGACGGAAAGCUUCCUUUUCCGCUUUUUCAAGAAGAUCUAUGCACCAUUCAUCCUCAAAGAGUGGGUGCGACCCAUCAUUGUGGCUGUGUUUGUGGGAGCCCUAUCUUUCAGUAUCGCUGUGGUUAAUAAAGUUCAGAUUGGACUGGAUCAGCAGCUCUCCAUGCCUGAUGACUCGUAUGUGUUGGAGUACUUCAAAAACCUGAGCCAAUAUCUUCACACGGGAGCUCCGGUUUAUUUUGUCGUGGAGGACGGCCUCAACUACAGCAGCCUUGAGGGUCAGAAUGCUGUAUGCGGUGGCGUGGGAUGUAACAAUAAUUCGUUGGUGCAGCAGGUCUACUCUGCAUCGCUCAUCAGCAACUAUUCCACCAUCGCUUUCACGCCUUCCUCCUGGAUUGACGACUAUUUCGACUGGGUGAAGCCACAAUCCACCUGCUGCCGUUAUUACAACACUACAGGAGCCUUCUGUAAUGCUUCGGUGGUGGACCCAUCAUGUGUACAUUGUCGACCCUUGACGCAAAGCGGAAAGCAGAGGCCCGUGGGCGAAGACUUCAUGCAAUUUCUUCCCAUGUUCUUGUCAGACAAUCCUAAUGUCAAGUGUGGAAAAGGCGGCCAUGCAGCCUACGCUGCAGCAGUGGAUAUAUAUCCCAACAACACCCAGGUGGGAGCCAGCUACUUCAUGACCUUUCACACCAUUCUAAAAGAGUCGUCGGACUACAUCAACUCUUUGAAAAUGGCCCGUGUCUUGGCUGAUAACAUCAGUCAGACCCUGGAUCACAAAGUUUUUGCCUACAGCGUCUUCUACGUGUUCUACGAGCAGUACCUGUCCAUCGCACACGACACAGCCUUCAACCUCAGCGUGUCGCUGGGCGCAAUCUUCGUGGUGACCACCAUACUGCUGGGAUUCGAGCUGUGGUCGGCCGUGCUGGUGUGCGCCACCAUCGCCAUGAUCCUGGUCAACAUGUUCGGCGUAAUGUGGCUUUGGAACAUCAGCCUCAAUGCUGUCUCACUUGUCAACCUGGUCAUGGCUUGUGGGAUAUCUGUGGAGUUCUGCAGUCAUCUGGCUCGUGCAUUUUCCAUAAGCAUGAAAAAAAGCAGAGUAGAACGAGCUGAGGAGGCGCUGGCGCACAUGGGAAGCUCAGUGUUUAGCGGGAUCACACUGACAAAGUUUGGCGGCAUCCUCAUCCUGGCGCUUUCCAAGUCCCAGAUCUUCCAGGUGUUCUACUUCCGUAUGUACUUAGCCAUCGUGCUGCUGGGAGCUGCGCACGGCCUCAUUUUUCUGCCCGUGCUACUCAGCUACAUAGGUCCUUCAGCAAACAAAGCAAAGGUGUUCGCAGCCAACAGGCGCUUCGUCGGGACUGAAAGGGAGCGACUCCUCAAUUACUAA